CUAUCAGUAUCAGGUCUUAACACACGACAGCCCACUGCUAUGGAGAGGAGGAUAUUCUAACAAAGUCGACACUAUUUUGGGCCCAAAGGCAUCAGGGGGAUUAUUUUCUCUUAAAUAACCUAAAAGCUAGCAUGGGAUGGACAAUCUGACUACAGCCAGGAUUGUCAGUUCUGGUGGAGGUGGAGGAGGAACUGGCAAAGUGAUCACAGAAACAGUAACAACAACAGCUAGACUGACAUCACAGCCAGCAACAGCCUUGGGUGAUCCCUCACUGGGUGUUGGGCUCUCUGGCAGAGCUGAGGGAGGGUCAGGUGGCAGAAGCAGUUCAGCACUGAUCACCUCUAGUGGCUCCUCUUCCUCCAGCUCUAGUGGAUCUGGAGUCAGCAAGGGCACUGGAGGCAUCAUUGUCACUUCUCUAGGGCCUUCCUCCAUCACAGCCUCAGGUGAAGGAAGCUCAGGAGCUGUGGAGUUUGAGUCUAGUCCAGCGGGAGGGGGCUCCAAUGUCUCCUCCAUGUUUGCAAGUGGUGGUGGAAAAGGAGGAGGUGGUUUAGGUGCUGUGACUGUUACCACGGUGACCAAGACCAGCUACAAUUCAGGUGGAUCAGGGGGUGCAAAAAGGGGCUCAUCGUCUACGACAGCGUACUCACCUGUUCCAAAGGAGAGGAAGAGCAUGAACACCGUGACAGCAACUCGCGCCGAGGCUUUAGACGGGAGUUCAGGAAGUUCAAGUGGGAAUUCUUCUCCAGAAUUCCCCAGGAAGGAGUAUGAGAGUGAGAUCCGAGCCAGACUUCAGAGUGCUUCUCCAUCAGCAAGUUGGACAGAGUUGGAUGAUGUGAAGCGACUACUUAGAGGCAGCCAGUCCAGUAGCAUCAGCCCCCCUCGCUCCCCUACCAACACCCUGCCCAGCCCCAAGAAGGCCAGCGUGGACACCAGGACCAUGUCUGAGAGCUCACACACAGGCCAGUAUGACAGCAUUUGGUCUGGAGGAGUGAGCAGUAGCUAUGGUUACAGCACCAACCCCAACAACCUGUCAUCUUCCUCCACUCUUUACCAUUCAGGACUUCAGAACAACCUGACUCUGAGCGCUCCCUCUGUGAGCAGUGGGCUGUCUGCCAGCAGUACUGUUCCAGUGUAUGGAGUUCAGAAUAACCUGGCCAGUGCCACUGCCACUGUCCCCCCUAAUGCAGUCAGCGCACAAACAGUUUACGGUGUACAGAAAAAUGUCUCCAGCACUGGAAUAACUGCAAGCACAGGGACCCCCAGUGGUGGCUGUGGCGAUGAGGUCUUCACCAAGGACUAUAAGUUCAUGUUGCUGGAGAAGGAGAACACGCCUGUCAAGAAGGAGACGGAGAGGCUGGUCAUGACCAAAGACACCGGGAAGCAGUUCAUCUCUGAUGCACCUGUUGCUGCUGCUGCCUUCUCUGGGGACUCACUGAAGAGAGAGAAGCAGAAGAUAUCAGCCAGCGCAAUGGAGGAAGGAGCCGAUGCUACAUCAGCAACCCUGAAAGUUGCCACAAAAGACAAAGCCACCUAUGCAGAGCUCAGUAAAGAUGAGUGUGGCUCAGGCCUGUGCUCCAGCUGCAGCUGGUGGAAGUGGCUGCUAGGCCUCCUUCUCGGCCUGCUGCUCCUCCUUGGCCUCCUCUUUGGACUCAUCGCCUUGGCUGAGGAAGUCAAACGUCACAAGAGCCGCAUUGAGGCGCUGGAAGCUGCCACAGGCACCGUGUCAGCCAGGUCCAGUCGCUACUCUGCCUCGUCUGCUGUCAACAUCAUCGACCCAUUAGAGUCAGCAUACAUUGACAAAAGCUCUGCUGGCUCUACCCUGACCCGCUCUGAUAAUGGGAUCAGCCUGGGGGCUUCUGGACCCGGGGCAGGGCUCGGUGGUGCAGCAGGACAGGACGGCUCGGCCCUGCAGAGAACUGUGCAGGAGCUGCUCAGGGCUGAGCUGCGCUCUGAUGCUGUGAAAGAUAUGCUUGCACACUCAAUGAAAGGAGCAAGAGGAGACCCAGGGCCCAAAGGUGAUCCAGGGCCACCAGGAUCGAAAGGUGAUAAUGGCUUCCCUGGUCUGCCAGGUCCUCCUGGGCAGAUGGGCCACCCUGGAGUGGAGGGACCAAGGGGACCAAAGGGAAGCACAGGUGAACCCGGCGCUGAGGGCCCACCAGGCCAGAGGGGCCAAGAUGGUCCAAUGGGACUCCGUGGAGAGAUUGGACCACCUGGAGCUGGAGAGAAAGGAGACAGAGGAUCUCCAGGUGAGCCAGGGAGUCCCGGUCUUGCUGGUGUUGCUGGGCCUGUGGGUCCUAAAGGUGACAUGGGACAGCAGGGUGCCUUUGGGAUCCCCGGUGACCGAGGAGCACCAGGACCACAAGGGGCUAAAGGAGUUCAGGGGGAGCAGGGAAAACGUGGUCCAGCAGGACAACCUGGACCAAAAGGCCCAGCUGGACCAACUGGACCUAAAGGAUCUAUGGGUGAUGUGGGUUUGCCAGGUCAGAGAGGACCAGCAGGAUCUCCAGGAGAUGCAGGCUUCCCAGGCACCCCUGGGCUUCAAGGACCUCCUGGCAUUCCUGGACAUCCAGGGCAACCAGGUGCUAAAGGUGAAGCAGGAGCACCUGGUAAAGUCAUCAGUGCAGUUGGCUCUAGCACGGUGACUAUUCCUGGACCUCCAGGACCUGCUGGACCCCCGGGUGCUGUUGGACCCCCUGGCCUCUCUGGUCCCAUUGGCCCUGCUGGUGUCCCAGGACGACCUGGUCUCAAGGGAGAACAAGGAGAAAAGGGAGACAGAGGAGAGCCAGGAAGACCUGGCGAGCCGGGCAUCAGUGUCAAGAGUGUGGAAACUGUCAGUGCCACUCGAACUGGGAGACUUUCCUCAGCAGUUGGAUUUCCAGGUCCACCAGGACCACCAGGGCCACCUGGAGCACCUGGUCCUCAGGGUGCUCCUGGUGAGACAAAGGAGGGUGCUCCGGGACGCAGAGGUCCUCCUGGAGAGCCAGGUAUUGGGUUACCUGGACCACGAGGUGAGAAAGGAGAACCUGGCAGCUUUGUGCCCACCUCAGAAACCUUCUUUGCUGGACCACCUGGACCACCAGGACCUCCAGGCCCGAAGGGCUCACCAGGUGACCGAGGUCCCCAAGGAUACGAAGGAGAACCAGGUCAGCCAGGUUUACCAGGAAGUCCAGGGGAUCCCGGUGUUGCUUUCCCAGGUCAGCCUGGCCCAAGGGGACCCCCCGGAGUUCAGGGACCAGAGGGCAUAAGUGGGCCCCAGGGUCCCCCAGGCCCGGAGGGCCCAGAGGGCCCACAGGGACCAAAAGGUGAUGCAGGAAUACCUGGUGCCCCAGGAAUCCCUGGGGUCUCCCUGGGUGGUUCAUCCAGACCUGGGACACCAGGCCCACCUGGCCCUCCCGGACCACCUGGUGUCCCUGGAAAAGCUAGCUUUGAAUCUGGAUCUACUGAUAUGGGCCAGUACAUUGCAGAGUACCUCCAGCGUGGCAGUAUUAGGCAGUACUUGGCUGGUCCACCUGGUCCUCCAGGACCCCCAGGACCCUCAGGACCCUCAGCACCCUCAGGACCCUCAGGGUCUUCUGGUGAACAGUUAGUGAAUGAUGUGGCCAAGCGAGUCAUCUCCUACAUCCAGAGUCAAGGGUACAGUGCUGGGACCCCUGGCCCUCCAGGUCCACCUGGUUCCAUCUCUGUCGGUGACAUCAUCAGCCUAUUACAACGUGAGGAAGUCCGGAGGUACAUUGCUGGUCACCCAGGCCCACCGGGACCUCCUGGAGCAGCGGGCCCUGAAGGCUAUGCAUUUAACACUCAGGGCGUGGCUGAACGAGUCCUCAGUCUCAUGAAUGAGAGGGGAAUGGUUGGUGUCCGAGGACCACCUGGCCCUCCUGGCCCUCCGGGUCCUCCUGGAAUGUUCAGUGGCGACCUGUCAUCAAUGCUUGAGUAUCAAGGACUUGUGGGCCCUCAGGGACCUCCUGGCCCAGCCGGUCUCCCUGGUCCUCAAGGACCAGCAGGAACACCAGGACUGGGGAGCUACAGUGGCUCAGGAUACAGGCUUGAAGAAAUUCGAGACUACCUUCAAAAUCAUGGCUUCAGAGGCCCUCCAGGCCCCCCUGGACCUCCUGGACCUGGGGGCCCCCCUGGGGUGAACCAGGGACUGGCCUCCUAUGUUGGACAUGCCAACAGAGAGAUGCUCAAAGCACAGCUACAAGAAUACAUCAAGAGUGACGAUUUGAGGGGUGCCAUGUUUGGACCUCCUGGUCCUCCAGGCCCUCCUGGACCACCAGGACAUAAGGGAGAGCCAGGCAAGCCUGGCAUCAGUCACUCAUACGACUACAGAGCCAGUCAAGGCAGGACAUUGGUGGAAACUGGAGACUACUCCAGUGUGGCUGUCAAAGUAACUGACUACAUUAAAUCCCAUGGUCUGCUACGUGACAUUGUGAGGGAUUCUGAGCAUGUUGUCCGAGGUCCUCCAGGCCCACCUGGCCCUCCAGGUCUGCCUGGGCACAGCAGAUGGAUUGGUACCAGUGAAAAUGCCAUUGAAGUGGUGGAAUAUAUCAAAUCCCGUGGUCUGUUGCAGGACAUUGUGAAAGGAUAUUUUGAGCGUGGUAUUCAAGGACUCCGUGGACCACCUGGUCCUCCAGGUCCACCUGGGUACAGCCGAUGGAUUGGUUCCACUCAAAAUGCCACAGAUUUGGUGGAGUACAUCAGAUCCCAUGGUCUGCUACGCGACAUUGUGAGGGAAUACUAUGAACGUGGUGUUCAAGGACCUCCAGGACCACCUGGGCCUCCAGGUCCACCUGGAUACAGUCGAUGGUUUGGUUCCCAUGGGAACGCCACCGAUUUGGUGGAAUACAUUAAAUCCCAUGGUCUGCUAAGGGACAUUGUGAGGGAAUACUAUGAACGUAGUGUUCAAGGACCUCCGGGACCACCUGGGCCUCCAGGUCCACCUGGAUACAGUCGAUGGCUUGGUUCCCAUGGAAAUGCCACAGAUUUGGUGGAAUACAUCAGAAGCCAGGGUCUGCUACGUGACGUUGUAUGGGAUCGCAACGACCGUGUCAUUCAAGGACCUCCAGGACCACCCGGUCCACCAGGUCCGCCCGGUUACAGCCGAUGGUUUGGUUCUCAUGGAAACAUAACUGAUUUGGUGGAAUACAUAAAAACGUACGGAGCCAUUGCAGGAGCACCUGGAAGACCAGGACAGAAAGGGGACAUGGGAUUCCCUGGUCCAAAAGGAGACAGAGGUGACCGAGGCCUUCCUGGUCCUGAGGGACGAAGAGGACAAAAGGGUGAGAGAGGAGAAUACACACUGGUGACUCAGAGGAGGAGGAGAAGGAAUGCUGGUGUUUGAGAGGCCUUUCAUUGAAUACACGGACAUUUGAAAGGAAUGCAGGUGGAGAGAAAUGCUAUUUGCAACUGAAAUCCUGUUGUGUAUUGUUUCCAAAUGGGUUUCUGUGGCACAUGUAAGGAUAGUAAUUAUGCUGAGGAACACUGUGGUUGUUUUUGACCAAUUUUUAGCUCAUAUGUGUUUUUAUACUCUUGUUUGUGAAAUCAGGGAUGAUGUAUAGUAUUGAAUUUGUUUGACAUACUUUUACUUUUGUAAUGGGAGUAAUGGGUAUUAUUCACUAUGGUCAUUUCUUCCAUUUUGUUGGCAUUGACUGAGGGUUUUUUUUAAAUUUGUAUCCUUUUUCUGUACCUCUGCGCAUUCUGUACUCAGACAGUGUUUUGUUUACCACCAAUUUACCAACUGUUGAGAUUUUUUUUCUUUUCCAUCAUAACCAGAUAGGUAUGACUGUAUUAUUGAAUGGAAUCAAGAGAUCCAACAUCA
Messenger RNA from Myripristis murdjan (pinecone soldierfish), 5815 nucleotides. RefSeq names its product collagen alpha-1(XVII) chain-like. The record is from RefSeq and is a predicted model, not a curated record. The transcript is spliced from 55 exons. Gene Ontology annotation, molecular function: extracellular matrix structural constituent conferring tensile strength. The coding region runs from base 137 to 5338 and encodes 1733 amino acids. Lineage: Eukaryota; Metazoa; Chordata; Actinopteri; Holocentriformes; Holocentridae. Gene Ontology annotation, biological process: extracellular matrix organization.